AUGGCGCAGGAACAGCCGUCGCUCGAGGCCAAAAAGACUUAUUUUGCACAGUGGAAGCCAUUGCCGCACAGUGACGACGAAACAGAUGCCGUUGAUGCCAACGCAGAGGGCCAAGUGGACGACGACGAGCUAGACCCGCGGGAGCAGCGCAUGCGGCACCGUCACCGGCGAUUCUUCCGCAAGGCGUCGCCGCGCGAAGCGGCUGCCUCAGAAGCGGACCCGCGCGCUCAGGAAUAUUACAGCAAGGAGGAGAUGGGAGAUGAAGUGCAGGAGACACCUGGUGACGAGGUGGUGGUAGUGGUGGUGACGAGCUCGGCGCAAGCGACGCCUGCAGUCAAGAAGAAGCCGGCAAAGGCAAGCAGCAAGAGGAAUAGAAACGUCGUCGAUGGUUUACUGCAGAAUGAUGGAGACGAUGACGUCGAGUUCAUUGGCGAGACGCCGAUCGAUGCUACGAAGAGACGGCGCGCGUCUGCGAAAAGCGCAGAGCCGAGUCGACCUCCGUGCCGCCCCCCGCCAAAGCUUCAAUCUUGGUCGUCGUCGAGCACGACAAGAAAAAGAAACAAAGAAGGGCAGGUGAAUAUGCGCCCUGAAGGGGAGCAAAUCUUCCGGGGGCUGGUCUUUUACUACGUCCCGGACAAUGAGAUUGCGCCGGCGCGCAGACUGCGGAUGCAAAAGGCGCGCGAGUACGGCGCAGCGCGGACGAGCGAUGCGGCGCAGGCGACGCACAUUAUUGUGGACCGAGACAUCGGGUACCGAGACGCGGAAAAGGCGGUGGCUAGGAAGAGGGACGGCGUGGUGAUUGUGAAUGAAGACUAUCCGAUUGAGUGCGUGCAGUUUAGGGCGCUGCUAGAUGGGAAGCAGAAGCGGUACAUGCUGGCCGGGCAGCCGGAGGAGGAGGAGGCUGGCGGGGAGCAGAGGACGACGGUGGAGGCUAAAGUGGAAAAGGCCGGGGAGAAGGAAGUGGUGUGUGCCAAGGAGAAGCUGCGGCUCAGUGAACCGUCGCGGAACCCGAAGAAGUGGAAUACUGCGCCAGAAGCGACACCGCCCAACGCGAGCGAGGCGUCGCCUGGCAUUGACUCGCAGCCUAUUGUGCUAGAUGUCCAUACGGCGCGAGACGAAGCACAAGCCUGCGAGGCACCGCAGACGGAAAGCGCGAAGCGACGCAGCACAGCGCCGGGCGAUGAGCUGACUGAAGUGAUUGACAUGAUGCAAGAGUUUAAAGACUUGCCUCUAGACAAUGACGAUGAAGAGGAGACAGUCUCUCCGGCAAGCCACGACUCGAGCUCCGAAGACGACCGGGCAUCCCAGCGCCGCGCGCCGGCGCCCAAGAAAGCAGCACCAGCCAGCGCGGGCCCCUCAUUGGAGCGCUUCGCCUGCGCGCACGCCGGCUCCCUCGACGCACAUGCCAGCAGCGCCAACGCGCGUACCGUGCAGGUCCUGCAAGCCAUGCUGUCGUACUAUGAGCGCACGAGCGACACGUGGCGCGUCAUGGCGUACCGGCGGGCAAUUGCGACGCUGCGGCGGCAGCCGACCAAGAUUUCGUCUGCGCGGGAGGCGCUGCGGCUGCCGGGCGUCGGGCAACGACUCGCAGCCAAGAUUGAAGAGAUUGCCACGACGGAUCGGCUGCAGAGGCUGGAGCACGCGGAAAGGGAUGACGAUGAUGGAGGAGGAGCAAACGCGGCGUUGCGGCUGUUUCUAGGUGUGCACGGCGUGGGGCCGGCGCUGGCGGCGCAGUGGGCGGCGUGGGGGAUGAGGACGCUCGAGGAUGUGGUGAGGAAAGACAGCGGCAUCAGGCUGACGCCGGGUCAGAGGCUGGGGAUUGAGCGGUACGAGGACUUGCACACAAAGAUUCCGCGGGACGAGGUCGAGGCGCUGGCGGCUGUGGUGCGCGCGGAAGCGGCGAGGAUCGACGCGGCGGUGGAGAUUACCAUUGGGGGCAGCUACCGCCGAGGUGCGCCUGUAUCAGGCGACGUGGACAUGAUGCUAAGCCGGCCCGACACGACGUGCGCGGCGGAUUUGGCGCCGUUUUUGAGGGAGCUGGUGACGCGGCUGCAGAGAAGCGGGUUUAUUGUCGCGACGCUCGCGGGCGGGGGUGGAAGCGACAGCAGCAGCAGCAGCAGCAGCAGCAGCAUCUGGCAGGGGUGCUGCGUGCUGCCGGGCGGAAGCGGCAGGUUUCGGAGGAUGGAUCUGCUGGUGGUGCCGGAGACGGAGAUGGGAGGGGCGUUGAUUUAUUUUACGGGGGAUGAUGUGUUUAAUAGGAGUUUGAGGCUGCUGGCGCGAAAAAGGGGCAUGAGGCUGAAUCAGAAGGGUUUGUAUAAGAGGAUAGAGUCGGCGGCGGCGGCGGCGGGUGAAAAUGGGAGGAGGGGGAGGAGGGGGAUGGUGGCGGUGGAGGGGGAUCUGGUGGAGGGGAGGUGUGAGAGGAGGAUUUUUGAGAUUUUGGGGGUGGAGUGGAGGGAGCCGACGGAGCGGUGGUGUUGA
This is a messenger RNA of Beauveria bassiana ARSEF 2860, 2478 nucleotides long. Its product is annotated as DNA polymerase POL4, putative. The coding region runs from base 1 to 2478 and encodes 825 amino acids. Gene Ontology annotation, biological process: double-strand break repair via nonhomologous end joining. Gene Ontology annotation, molecular function: DNA binding; DNA-directed DNA polymerase activity. NCBI's taxonomy places the organism in Eukaryota, Fungi, Ascomycota, Sordariomycetes, Hypocreales, Cordycipitaceae. The transcript has a single exon. Gene Ontology annotation, cellular component: nucleus. The record is from RefSeq and is a predicted model, not a curated record.